CCUUCUUAACCUGCACCAACCCCACUCCCUUAUCCUACGCACCCGACUCGCCGUCAUGUCUGCCGCUUCUCUCGCCGUCAUGUCUGCCGCUUCUCUCGCCGUCUCCCCCAUUUCUCUCAACUUCUCCGGCCUCCGAAAUGGCUCCGCCCGCCCCGUCCUCGGAUUCCGCAACCUCUCCCGAUCUAGGGUUUCCAUGAGCGUCUCCGUCGGAUCAUCGCCGACUGUCACCGACGAAGCCUUGUUCGCCGAUUACAUGCCCACCAAUGCCUUCCUCUUCCCCGGCCAAGGUGCACAAGGACUUGGAAUGGGGAAGGAAGCUCAGAGCGUGCCGGCAGCUGCGGAGUUGUACAAGAAAGCUAAUGAUAUUUUAGGGUUUGAUCUUUUAGAUGUUUGUAUUAAUGGACCGAAGGAGAAGCUGGAUUCUACUGUUAUAAGCCAGCCGGCUCUUUAUGUCACCAGUCUAGCUGCUGUUGAGUUGCUUCGUGCACGCGAUGGAGGUCAAGAGAUUAUUGAUUCUGUUGAUGUUACAUGUGGCUUAAGUUUGGGAGAAUACACUGCUUUGGCAUUUGCUGGUUCAUUUAGCUUUGAGGAUGGGCUCAAGCUGGUUAAGCUAAGGGGAGAAGCUAUGCAGGAAGCUUCUGAUGCUGCCAAAGGUGCCAUGGUCAGUGUCAUAGGGCUGGACUCAGACAAGGUUCAGCAGCUGUGUGAGGCAGCCAAUGAAGAAGUUGAUGACAAAGACAAAGUUCAAAUUGCAAAUUUCCUAUGCACUGGAAACUAUGCUGUUUCUGGAGGUGUGAAAGGAGUGGAAGCACUAGAGGCCAAGGCAAAGUCAUUCAAGGCCCGAAUGACGGUGCGUUUAGCUGUGGCUGGUGCUUUCCACACUAGAUUUAUGGAGCCUGCUGUAUCCAGAUUGGAAGCAAAACUGGCAGCAACACAGAUUAGAACUCCUAGAAUACCAGUAAUCUCCAACGUUGAUGCGCAGCCACAUUCAGACCCUGACGUGAUUAAGAAAAUACUGGCACGCCAGGUGACUUCCCCCGUUCAAUGGGAAACAACAGUCAAGACUCUCCUCUCCAAGGGGCUGAAGAAGAGUUAUGAAUUGGGACCUGGAAAGGUUAUAGCCGGCAUUGUGAAGAGAAUGGACAGAAGCGCUGAGGUUGAAAACAUUGGAGCUUAGGAAAUCAACCCAGAUGCAGUUGGGAUACACCUGCAAUGUGAUUCUGUCGCCAAUGCGUGUAGCUGAAAGAAUUUGUGGCGCAUAUCGGCAGAAGUUGUUUGUUCAGCCAAACCAAUACAGCACAUGAAAAUUUGAAUUUUCCGGGAAACUUAAUAGCAUCUAGAGUUAAGUACUGUAUCAUCAUAAAUAAACGUUGGGGUUUAUGUUUUUCUCAGUUUGUAAGGUUUGUGAUUCAGUGUAGAGC
Argentina anserina (silverweed cinquefoil) is the source of this 1421-nucleotide messenger RNA. RefSeq lists its product as uncharacterized. Gene Ontology annotation, molecular function: [acyl-carrier-protein] S-malonyltransferase activity. The record is from RefSeq and is a predicted model, not a curated record. The coding region runs from base 56 to 1177 and encodes 373 amino acids. The transcript is spliced from 10 exons. NCBI's taxonomy places the organism in Eukaryota, Viridiplantae, Streptophyta, Magnoliopsida, Rosales, Rosaceae.